AUGUCACCUCCUUCCGCUACAUCAAACACCUCUCUUCCCAUCCACCCGGCACCAGCGAAGAGCGCCCAUCAGGACUCAAAACUGACUGAACUGGAAAAGUCAGAACUGGCCCUCGCCGAGAAAUUUAGCUCGCCCGAUGUUUACAUUAGUGGCGAGCGGGACACGUGCUGGCACCCUUGGCAUGAAAAUCUUGAGCUGAAGCCGCUGCGCUUCGAGACUCGGACUGGUACAUUUGUGGUUGUGUUGCGCAGCACCGAAGACACUUGGCUGGGCAAGCAUCGUCACCGUGGAAAUGUCACUGCUGUCACGUUGAACGGAGAGUGGAACUAUAAAGAAUAUGACUGGGUCGCUAGACCUGGCGACUACGUGGUCGAGAACCCCGGCACUAUUCACACUCUUCACAUGGGCAAAGGGGCGGAGGUUGUUUUCACAGUCUCGGGCAGUCUUGAGUUUUUCCACGAUGAUGAUAGCUUGAAAAACACCAUGGAUGUUUUUAGCUAUGCUCAUCUGUACUAUGAGCACUGCAAGAAGGAGGGGAUUAAGCCCAAUGAUGGAUUGUGGUACUAG
Molecule: messenger RNA, 567 nt
Organism: Penicillium verhagenii
Lineage: Eukaryota; Fungi; Ascomycota; Eurotiomycetes; Eurotiales; Aspergillaceae
Product: 2,4'-dihydroxyacetophenone dioxygenase family protein
Exons: 2
Coding region: 1-567 (188 amino acids)
Source: RefSeq, a predicted model, not a curated record